AUGUCUUUGAACGUAUUCUCUAUUCACAAUAAUGAUACACUCUGCACAGAAUUAUCCAUGGGCGUGCAAGUAACGCACGUGUUUAGUAAGAAUUACUAUAAAAACAAAAAAGACUUCAAAAAAUACAUAUACGUACCAAAAAUUAAUGAUAGCACUCCUACAAACGAUAACCAUAAUCCAGUAGAUGAAACCACUGAAACCGCCGAUGCCAAUGAUUAUUUUGAUAGCUCGGAAGAGGAUGACGAUGCUAACCUUGCCUAUCAGUUUGAAUCUGAUGAUGAGUCUCUUUCUGAGUCAGGCAAUGAUCAAGUGGAAGGACCUAAUACCUAUCAAAGUACGUCUGUCUUUAACUCUAAUCCUUUGUAUCCUUUUAAAAAUGAAAUGGAGAUGAAGAUCUUGAUGUUCUUUAAGGGUUCACGUGACAGAACAUCCAUCCGAUUAAUAAAGAAAACCACGCAUUUGCUGCGUGAAUUGAUUACGAUAUCCCAUCAAGAAAGGGAUUAUAUUCAGCAAAAACUAGAAGGAUUUAAUCCUCUGCGCAACGUAACGAAGGAUGAUCAUAUUUCCAAAAGCCAUGAUACCAGAAGAAAAUUCCCUCGUCUUGAAGUUGAUGAGGCUACUAUUCCAAACGAAUAUGACCGGUCAGUGGAAUUAUUUUUCAUAAAGCCCUCGCAUCAUUUGCGUUUGUUGCCAGAUUUUACUCCAAACCAGUGUUAUCAUUUGAAUCAAAGACGGAAAAGGGAAGAUAAUAAACAUUUCCAGUCACCAUUAGUAGCUAAAGAAUUCACAAAUGCUGAUACGAAUUUUUGGAUUGGGGAUGUAGUCAGUACCCGCCCAAAUCAACGACAACGCCAACAACAGCUAUAUAUUAUCGCUAAAUUUUUGACAGUGAACGAUGGACUCUUUGUCAAUGUUUUUCCCAACGAUUUUACAGAUAAUUUUCUGUCAGCAGUUAUUGAUUCAACUGGAUCCAACAUUUCUGUAACAGAUAUACUCUUUUGUAUGACGGUUUUGCAGCUUCAUGAACACUGCCAUCCUCGAUUAUGCUCCAAAAUAAUUGACAAUAAUGGUGAAGAUCAAGGCCUAAUCACGCAUGUAGAUUUGGUUAUCGGCAAGCUGAUCCCAACGCCUAUGACCAUUGGAAAAAAACCUAUAGCCUUGAGGUAUAGCUCCGAAACGUACAAUGCUGAGUCAAGAGCAUUAGAAAAUUUUCUUUCUUUUGUAAACCCGGAACAACCAGAGCGUGCCUCCCCGGUUUAUCUUCCUAACAAAGGGCGGGUAACAAGUCAAGGUAAUAUAAAAGAAGCUGGAAGUUCGAACAAAUGGGGAAAAAUCGGGUUCAAGCUGACAGGUACUGAGGGUUUGUUGAAGUUGAAGGCGGUCGAUUCGUCUCAAGAUUUGUCUGUAGAAAUCUUGCAAACUUUGCUUUUGGGAAUAACCAAAUACUGCUUUAAACUCGCUCAUGACUUUUUUUUAAACGUUGAACAGCUUCAACUGUUAACUUAA
Messenger RNA from Mucor mucedo, 1506 nucleotides. RefSeq lists its product as uncharacterized. The transcript has 4 exons. The record is from RefSeq and is a predicted model, not a curated record. NCBI's taxonomy places the organism in Eukaryota, Fungi, Mucoromycota, Mucoromycetes, Mucorales, Mucoraceae. Bases 1 to 1506 code for a protein of 501 amino acids.